Molecule: messenger RNA, 2017 nt
Organism: Panicum virgatum (switchgrass)
Lineage: Eukaryota; Viridiplantae; Streptophyta; Magnoliopsida; Poales; Poaceae
Product: transcription factor PCF3-like
Exons: 1
Coding region: 446-1654 (402 amino acids)
Cellular component (GO): nucleus
Molecular function (GO): sequence-specific DNA binding; DNA-binding transcription factor activity
Source: RefSeq, a predicted model, not a curated record
GGAGGAGGAGGAGGAGGAGGAGGAGGAGGAGUAGGAGGGAGCAGCGAGAUUAGGGUAGGCCCCAGCAAUGGCUUUGCUUAGGAUGGCCAUGACACGAUCAACAAGACCCAACCCCACCUCCCUCUCUCUCUCUCUCAUCAGUCAUCACCAUCCUCCUCCUCUGACCUCUCUCUCCACCAGUCCACCAUGUCCCUCUCUCUCUCUUUCUCUUUCUCCUCCCAGCCCCACACCUCUGAUCUCCACUCCCCACCCCCACACACCCCGCGCCUGCCGCGCACGUGCACACUCCCCGCCGCCGCCGCCGCCGCCGCCGUCCUCCGCUCCGGCGAACGCACGCCGCCGCCGUCUAUCGUCAGCGCUGCAUGAGACCAAGCGAGCAAGGCAGACGUAGUAUAGAUAUAGUAUCAAGAUAGCUUCUUUUUCCUCAGGGAAGAAUUGAAGCACCAUGGACGCGCCGUCGAGCAGCACGAGCACCAGCACCAACAGCAGCCGGAGCGCCUCCGAACAGCACCAGCACCAGCAGCACCGCGCGGCGGGGCAGCCGCACCAGCACCACCACCCGUUCUACUACACCGCCGCGCCGGGGGGCGGCGCGGCGGCUGCUGCUGCUGCUGCCAACGCGGCCGGGAUGCCGCAGUUCAUGGGGUCGCUGGCCAUCGUACAGGCCCCCGCGACCGGCGCCGGCGCCGGGGAGGUGCAGCUGGCGCAUGCGGCGCCGGAGUCCGGAUCGUCCGGCGGCGGCGCGGAGAAGAAAGCCGUGGCGCCGGCUCCGGCGAAGCGGCCGACCAAGGACCGGCACACCAAGGUGGAGGGGCGCGGGCGGCGGAUACGGAUGCCGGCGCUGUGCGCGGCGCGGGUGUUCCAGCUCACGCGGGAGCUGGGCCACAAGACCGACGGCGAGACCAUCGAGUGGCUGCUCCAGCAGGCGGAGCCGGCCAUCGUCGCCGCCACGGGCACGGGCACCAUCCCGUCCAACUUCUCCUCCCUCGCCGUCUCCCUCCGCUCCGGCGCCUCGCACCCCUCCCGCGCCGCGGCCGCCUUCCACCACGGCCUCCCGCCGCCGCACCACGAGGUCGCGGCCAUGCUCGGCUGGAACCACGGCCACCACCACCAGCAGCAGUUCCUCCCGCCGCCGCCGCAGCAGCAGCAGGCGCCGCAAGAUCCCGGCGCCGGGGAGUUCAUGAGGAAGCGCUACAGGGACGGCGCCGACGACCUGUUCAAGGACGCCGCCGCCGCCGCACGGCAGAACCCCGACGACGGCGGCGGCGGGGAGGGCGAGGAGCACAAGGCCCGCGUGGCGCCGCCAGCCGGGGCAAUGUGGGCCGUGGCGCCGCCGCCCAACAGCUCCGCCGCCGGCGGCGCCUUCUGGAUGCAGCCCGCGUGGGCGUUCGGCGCCGGCGCCGGCGCCAGCAUGGUGCAGGCGCCGCUCCAGUUCAUGUCCACAAGAAGCAGCAACAACAACAACUUCCCCGGCGGCGGAGCCACGAUGGACGCCAACAUCGGCAUGCUCGCCGCCCUCAACGCCAGCGGCGGCGUCCAGCAGCAGCAGCAGCAGGAGCAGGAAGGGCAGCCUCCGGAGAUGGCCCAGCGCCACCGCACCGGCGCCGGCGCGAACGGCGGCGGCGCCGGCCGUGGCGCCGCGAGCCCCCAGUAAGCAAGGGCGGCCGAGCCAUCUGAGAACGAAGGUGAUGGAUCGGAAUCGAUCGCAUGAUGAGAGCAAGCUGCGUGCUGCUGCUUGGUGCUGGUGCAAAGCAUUUGGCAAUUAGGGCAGGGAUUAGUGGCUCGAUUAGGUGAUUGCUACUGCUCUUGGUAGUUGAUCCAUUGGUUGCUUAGUUUAUUCUUGAAGGAUUAUUUUUAGUUUGCUCUUUGAUUAAUUUAUGAUUGUGCUGAUGGGAGUGAUGAUUAGCUGUGGGUCAGAUUAGAUCAGAAAAGAUCAGACUGUCAAUUCUUCUCAUGUUUAUGGUGCCAAAAAGAUUAUUGCUGAGAGAUUAGUACAGUCAUUGCUUUUUGCUACCUA